Molecule: messenger RNA, 1085 nt
Organism: Physella acuta
Lineage: Eukaryota; Metazoa; Mollusca; Gastropoda; Physidae
Product: BRCA2 and CDKN1A-interacting protein
Cellular component (GO): nucleus
Source: RefSeq, a predicted model, not a curated record
CCAAUAUUUUACUACAUAAGAAGGUGUGCCAAUAUUUUACUACAUAAGAAGGUGUGCCAAUAUUUGACUGCAUAAGAAGGCGUAUUUACAAAGAUUCAACAUUAACCACCAAGACAUACUUAGGAGCUCCUAAAAACAAUACAAAUAAGGAGAAAAUGUCACCCCAUGCAGUUUUGAACAUGAGUAGCACAAAUCCAGAGAUAGAUCAAACAGAAACAGAUGAGGACGAAGAAGUUGAGGACGAAAAUGUUGGAAAGGUUAUAGAUGUGGCUUUUGAAGCUCGGCCCCCUAAUAGUGGUGACUUUCAUGGAAUCAAGCGACUUUUACAACAGCUUUUUGUCAAAUAUAUAAAUGAAGAUUUGUCUGAGUUAGCCAACCUCAUAGUGGCUCAAGAUUCUGUGGGAUCCGUGCUGAAGCAAGACUACCCAGAUGAAGAUAGUGAUAGUGAAGAAAGUGACACAGAUGAAGAAGAUGGAAAUGUUUAUUCUCUCAACACAGUCAUCAACCUUUCAGAGAAUCAGAGUUUAUCUUGUAUAGAAAAAAUCAAUGAGCUUUUAUCCUUAAAGUGUGAAGAAAAUUUUAAAACAGAACCUGGUCGAAUGAAAAAGCUUUUAAAUGACCCUUCAAAACAGAUUGGUUUGUUAAUUAGUGAAAGAUUUAUUAACAUACCCUCUCAAGUAGCCUUGCCUUCAUACAAAUCACUGCAGUCUGAUAUUGAAGAAGCUAUUCGCAAGAAAAAGAAAUUUAAAUUCUCUCAUCUUAUAUUAAUCAGUAAAACAUACAAAGCUAAGGGAGGCAAUAUGUCUGAUGAUCUCUUCUACUCCAACCCAGAAGAGCAGUUGUUUAAUGAUGUCUGCGAAUUCAAAUACACAUUUUCAGUAGCUGACCAGAGAGAUUCAGUGUCAGAAGGAGAAUGGGAUGAUGAUGGAGGUGAUUUUGAAUCGCUUCGAACAGUUAUGACUUUUGACGCAAGUGCAUUGGGUCAUAUGAUUGCUAAACUUCAGUCGGAACUUCCAUCUAAUUAAAUAUUAUUUCAUUUCAUAGUAAGAAUUAUCUGAUACAUUACUUCAUUUCUUUAUUUGAGA